This is a messenger RNA of Guillardia theta CCMP2712, 1296 nucleotides long. RefSeq lists its product as hypothetical. The record is from RefSeq and is a predicted model, not a curated record. NCBI's taxonomy places the organism in Eukaryota, Cryptophyceae, Pyrenomonadales, Geminigeraceae. The transcript has a single exon. Bases 1 to 1296 code for a protein of 431 amino acids.
AUGGAGGAGGCGGGGGAUCCUGAAAGCGAUCAGAAGGGGAAGGUCGGAGAUGAGGAGAAGACGGAGAAGAGCGGAGAGGAGGACAAGACGGGCUCGUCCUUUGCUCCUGCCGAGGAUGUGGGGGCGGCACCGGGCAGCGUUGACUUCUACAUCUCGUACCGCGAGAAGGAUCCCUACGGGUACUCUGACUGGGAUGUUGCCUCGAAGAUCGCAAGCGUGCUGCAGAAGGAGAAGAGGAGCGAGGACGAGAGCGUCUCCGUCUUCCUCCCCGACGGCCACACGUGGCAGCAGCGGGUCCAGCUCGGGCUGGGGCCCGCGAAGAACGUGCUGCUGGUCGUGUCGGAGGACGGGCUGAGGAGGAUUUACGAUGCGCACAGGAGCGAGGACGUGAUGCUGCUGGAGUACGAGUACGCGCUUGCAGAGAAGCUCAAGGGGCUGAAGCGAGUCCUCCUGAUCCUCCUGCAGGACAAGACAGGCUCCAAGUUCUCCUCCUUCGGGCUGGACAACUUCGCACAUGGGGAGGUCGCCAAGGUCGGGCAGCCGCCAUGUCACAAGAGCACCAAUAGCGCGAGGCUGUGGGACAACGGGGAGAAAGGGGACCUGCUCUUCAAGGAGAGGAAGGCAGGAGAGCACUCGGUGCGAGAGACCAUGGCGGCGCUGUUCCGGCUAACCGGGCGGCACACGAGCAGCAAACCGUCGGAGUUGAAGACGCUGGUGCCGGAGAUGAUGGCGAUGCUUAUGCUGAAGAUGCCGCAAGUGCCGACGGAGCGAUCCCUGCUGUCUAAGAAUGUGAAGCUGGAGCAGGAGGGAGAGGGCCUGAGGAAGAUGUUCGAGGGGCUGGGGGAGGAGACGGCUGCUGUGCUGCCUCUGCUCAAGAUGAAGUUUGGGAUCGGAUCGAUCCAUGACCUGUCGAGCCUGUCAGAGAAGCAGCUGGAGGAGGAGCUGGAGGUUGACAGCGGGAAGAUCGUGCUGUUCGACAAGAGCUGGCAGGUGCUGUUUAUUGAGAACACCGUCUCCUCCAUCGACGACGCGACUCUCGCUCGAACCGUGAGCAAGCUUAAGCUGCUGGGGCUGGAGGCGGCGGUACCCGACGCUGAGCAGCAGGAGCAGCUGUCGGAGAAGAUGUGUGUCACUGCCCUCUUCUCAACCUCGGGGGCGAACAUAAUCGGGAAGAGGAUGGAGGUCGGAGGAGAGGAGAGGAUGAUACUGUCUGCUACCGACGCACUCGUUCUUCGCAACGUCGCCCUCACAUGCUGUGUGGCGGCUGCUGGGCUGACCUGCUGGUCAGGUAGAUGA